AUGCUUGUUGAUCUUCAUGUUUAUAUAAUACCAAAAAAAAUUUGGAAAAAUCGUCAAAAUUUAGCUGAAAAUGAAGUAAUAAAACAAGCUGUAUCAGCAGGUUUUGUUCAUGUUCCUGAAAGUUUGACUAUUCAUGAGCUUCGUCAAUAUAUUAUUAAUAUUUGUGGUGAAGAAGAAAAUUUUCCCAAAGAAUUUAAUUAUCUUCGAAGUGUUGGUCGAUGUUUAACUAAGGUUAAAACUCAUCAAGAAAAAGAAUUAAAAGUCAAAAACUAUCGACCACCAAUGGUUUGUAUAUUAUUACAUAUUUUAAUUAUAUCACGAAAUUUUAUUCAUUUUAAUCUUUGUAGUUUAAAGGCACUAAAAGGAACAGUAUUUGCACCUGAAAUUUAUAUACUCGGAAAACAUGAUGAUGAUGAUGAAGAAUAUAAAAAAGAUGAUUUAGUACGAGAAUCAACGAUGAGUGCAUCAAUAAUGAGUUCACCAAAUUGGAUAAAACCAAUGGAUGAACCAUCAUUACUUCAUCCAUUAUUUAAUCAUAAUCAUAUACAACAAAUUUCAUCAGUUACUCCUACAUUAUCGAAUAAAAGACAUUCGAUACGAUCAAAUGAAUCAAAUAUACAAAAUUCAGCUAAAUUACGUGAAGAACAAGAACGUCUUUAUUUAUUACAAAAAGAAUUAGCUCGAAAACGUCAUGAAUUAGAAGAUCAACAUAAAAAAGAAAAAGCAGCUAUUAAAAUUCAAACUGCUUUUCGAAAUUAUCGCCAUCGUCAUCAUAUAAAACAACAACAACAACAAGAAGCUGAUGCUAUUGAAUAUGAACGUUCACAGAAAGAAAGACGAAAAUUAACUUAUAGAAAAUAUAACGACAACAAUAAAACAUAUGAUGUUACAAAAUCUUCAAAUCGUCUUGAAACAUUAAAAGCAAAACGUAUUGUAAUAGAAAACAAUCGUGUAUUAAUUGUUAAUCGAUUGAGAGAAUUACUUAAUGAAAUUACUAUUCGACGACGAGAAGAAACAGAUUUACGGAGACAAAAAUAUUUUAUUGAAAAAAAUCAAAUAACAACAUGGAACAAAAAAGAUGGCAUAACUUCAAAAAAUCCAGUGAAUCUUCAAAUUAAAUUUGAACAAACUGUACAUCGUUUGAAUGAUGCUACUAAACUUCGACAACAAGCUGAACAUGAAUGUCGUUUAUUACGACAAGAAUUACAACAAAUUAAUUCAACUUUGCACGCAUUAGAAAGAUAUUGA
Molecule: messenger RNA, 1248 nt
Organism: Rotaria sp. Silwood1
Lineage: Eukaryota; Metazoa; Rotifera; Eurotatoria; Philodinida; Philodinidae
Source: the annotation of a GenBank genome assembly